This is a messenger RNA of Trichosurus vulpecula (common brushtail), 1655 nucleotides long. It is a transcript of the gene AGXT2, whose product is annotated as alanine--glyoxylate aminotransferase 2. The transcript is spliced from 14 exons. Lineage: Eukaryota; Metazoa; Chordata; Mammalia; Diprotodontia; Phalangeridae. Bases 69 to 1589 code for a protein of 506 amino acids. Gene Ontology annotation, biological process: glyoxylate catabolic process. Gene Ontology annotation, molecular function: L-alanine:glyoxylate transaminase activity; pyridoxal phosphate binding. Gene Ontology annotation, cellular component: mitochondrion. The record is from RefSeq and is a predicted model, not a curated record.
CUGCUGUACUGCUCUCUGGAAGGGGUUGUCCUGCUCUCUGGAAGGGGUUGUCUAGGAAUCUGAUAAUCAUGGCUCUCCUAAGGGUUUCCUUUCUCCAGGUGUCCAAGAGGCGCCUCCUCCAAUGUGGUACCUGCUGGAAGCCUGGAUCUAAGCUCAGUGUUCAUACAUCACCUCAAAUGCCUCCAUGUGACUUCACACCUGAAAAAUAUGAGUCCCAGCCUUAUAACCAUAUCCUGAAGAUUCGGAAACAGAAUUUUUCACCCUUCAUGGCCACUUAUUUCCAGAAGCCCUUACUGCUCCAUCAAGGAUAUAUGCAAUGGUUAUUUGAUUAUGAAGGUCGAAGAUAUUUAGAUCUCUUUUCAGGGAUUGUCACCGUUAGUGUUGGCCAUUGCCACCCGAAGGUGACUACAGCUGCACAAAAGCAGCUUGGACGCCUGUGGCAUACAAGUCCUGCCUUCUUACAUCCUGCAAUACAUGAAUAUGCAGAGAAGCUGACAGCCCUUUUUCCUGAGCCACUUAAGGUUGUUUUCUUUGCAAACAGUGGCUCAGAAGCCAAUGAUAUAGCUAUGUUAAUGGCACGAAGCUGCUCUCAAAAUGUUGACAUCAUUUCUUUCAGGGGAGCAUACCAUGGAUCCAGCCCUUACACCAUUGGUUUGACAAAUGUGGGAACAUUCAAGCCAAAAACUGCCAGUGGAUCAAGUUGCCAAGCAACAAUGUGUCCAGAUGUUUUCCGUGGCCCGUGGGGAGGAAGCCAAUGUCGAGAUUCUCUGGUGCAAACAAUCAGGAAAUGCGACUGCACUCCAGGUUGCUGCAAGGCCAAUAGCCAAUACAUUGAAGAGUUCAAAAAUACCCUACACACUGUGGUAGCCAAAGAAAUUGCAGGCUUUUUUGCAGAGCCUAUACAGGGUGUCAAUGGAGUGGUUCAGUACCCCAAGGGAUUUCUGAAGGAAGCCUUCCAGCUGGUGAGAGAGAGGGGAGGUGUCUGUAUUUCCGAUGAAGUACAGACAGGAUUGGGCAGGCUGGGCACUCAUUUCUGGGGAUUCCAGAGUCAUGGAGUCCUCCCUGAUAUUGUCACCAUGGCCAAGGGGAUAGGAAAUGGUUUCCCCAUGUCUGCAGUUGUAACUACUCCAGAGAUCGCCAAAUCCUUUACUAAACUUGUGAAUCAUUUCAACACAUUUGCGGGAAACCCCAUGGCUGGUGUAAUUGGAUCUGCUGUUCUUGAUGCAAUUAAAGAAGAUGGCCUACAAGAAAACAGUCAAGAAACUGGUUCCUAUAUGUUAUUGAAGUUGGCCAAGCUGAGGGAUGAAUUCGAGAUAGUUGGAGAUGUCCGUGGAAAGGGCCUCAUGAUAGGAAUAGAGAUGGUACAAGAUCAGGACAGUCGCCAGCCUCUUCCUCUCAAAGAAAUGAAUCUAAUCCAUGAAGACUGCAAAGACAUGGGGCUUAUCCUUGGCAGAGGUGGACUUUUUAGUCAGACAUUCCGAAUUGCACCCCCGAUGUGCAUCACUAAACAGGAGGCUGAUUUUGCAGUGGAAGUACUUCAUUCUGUAUUGAGCAGACAUAUGGAAAAAAGGGCUAAAGGGAAGCUUUAAAGAAGAAGAAGAAGAAGAAGAAGAAGAAGAAGAAGAAGAAGAAGAAGAAGAAGAAGAAGAAGAAGA